Molecule: messenger RNA, 5826 nt
Organism: Nymphalis io (European peacock)
Lineage: Eukaryota; Metazoa; Arthropoda; Insecta; Lepidoptera; Nymphalidae
Product: protein Fe65 homolog
Exons: 13
Coding region: 261-2081 (606 amino acids)
Biological process (GO): regulation of DNA-templated transcription
Cellular component (GO): nucleus; cytoplasm
Molecular function (GO): amyloid-beta binding; transcription factor binding
Source: RefSeq, a predicted model, not a curated record
ACGGAGCCGAGCGCCUCCAUUUUAUUUUUCAUUUAUUUCUCUUUUACAACGCAAAAUAUUACAUUCGUCGGGAAGAUUAUAUGAAAACUUAGAAUCUUACAUGAAAAUUUGCACAGUGGUGUGUCGGACGAUCAUUUUGUGGACAAAAAAAAAACUAUCAUUCAAGAAUUACGUAAUAUUUUUUUUAUCCAGAAGAUUGGAAAGUUUUUGCUGUAAGAGCGGCGCGUGGAGCAGCGAUGCUCGUGUCGGAGCGCUAGGGCAUGCUCUGCGGCGCCAUCUGGUCCGCCGCGCCGGUGAGCCUGCGCGGACUGGCGCCGCCGCUGCCGCCGCGCCCAGCUAUCCUCGCCGCGCUCGUCAUGCACGCACUGCAUGCCAGCGAUGAAUCCAGCUUCAUAGAGAAUGGUCUACUGUCGUACGAGAAUCCAAACUAUCACUUGGACCCGGCGCGCCUCGAGUCCGCGAUAUACAGCGACCUCUACGACAUGCACGACGAUAAAGACAUGCCUCUAGAUUACGACAAUUAUCUCGACAACAGGAGAGUCGAAGACGAAGCGUCUUCACCCGUAAACAAAGUAAACGACAAAAGCGGCCUCAUCACGCCGCCCCAACAGAAUGGCGGCGGGGAUUCCCCCCCUCCGGAGAAAGAGAGGGCUGACCAGGAGGACAAUGAAAAGAGUCACUCCGGUCCAGUCCCUCACUGUGCGGAGGGACCAAACGACGACCUGUACGCCAUACCUGUCAAAUUGCGUCCCAAGAAAGAAACAUUGCCACCAGGAUGGGAGAAACAUGAAGACAAUGAUGGUCCAUAUUAUUGGCACAUAAAAAGCGGGACCAUUCAAAGGGAAAUACCGAAAAUGCCGCCCAUCGAAGCGAGGGAGUCUCGCAUAUCUAUGGUCCGAGACUGUUCGAACUUGUCAGAUAUCAAGUAUGAAGGUGCUAUGACGUCAUCCGUCACCAGGAGUACCACGAGCGGUGCUUUGGAUCAUGUCGAUCAAGACUUUGAAAGGAAACGAAGAGAGGAAGUAGCUUACAAACGCCGCAGCUAUCCCGUCCGUCCCGAGCAAGACGGGCGCGCUGUACGAUUCUUCGUCCGAUCUCUCGGCUGGGUUGAGAUCUCCGAGGCUGACCUCACACCGGAGCGCUCAAGUCGUGCAGUUAAUAAGUGUAUCGUGGACUUGAGCCUCGGCCGCAAUGACUUGCUAGACCAAGUCGGCCGCUGGGGUGAUGGAAAGGAUCUCUUCAUGGACCUAGACGACGGAGCCCUUAAGUUGAUCGACCCAGAGAGUCUGAAUACGUUGCACACACAGCCGAUACACACGAUCCGUGUGUGGGGAGUCGGCAGGGACAAUGGACGAGACUUCGCAUACGUGGCCCGCGACCGCGUGACGCGCAAACACAUGUGCCACGUGUUCCGCUGCGAGGCGCCCGCGCGCUCCAUCGCUAACGCGUUACGGGACAUCUGUAAGCGCAUCAUGAUCGAGCGCUCGCUGCAGCCACCGCCACGCCCUACUGACCUGCCGGCUGCCAGGCGACCGCGACCACUGUCUGGAGCAUCAUUCCCAACUCCGAUGGAAGAGCCUCGGAAGACAGUAAGAGCGAGAUAUCUGGGCAGUGCAGAAGUCCCGCGAGCAACAGGGAUGGACGUUCUGAAUGACGCCAUCGACCGACUGGCGGCGGCCCGAGCGCCCUCCGCCUGGAGACCGGUCGCCGUUGCCGUCGCGCCCUCCAUGAUCACUAUUACAGAAGAAGGGGAGUGCAGUCCGCUGGUGGAGUGCCGCGUGCGCUACCUGUCGUUCCUGGGCAUCGGGCGCGACGUGCGGCGCUGCGCGUUCAUCGUGCACACGCCGCAGGACCAGUUCGUGGCGCACGCCUUCCACGCCGAGCCGUCCUCCGGCGCGCUCUGCAAGACCAUCGAGGCUGCUUGCAAGUUGCGCUACCAGAAGUGUCUGGACGCGCACGGCGGCUGCGGCGCUGUGGGCGGCACAGCGGGCGCGGGCGCAGGGGGGGACGCGGCGCGCGCGUCGCUCGGACAGGCGCUCAAGUCGCUCGUGGGCUCGCUCACUGGCCGACGCGCCUCCUGAGCGGCGACUGACGGUCAACUCCCAGCGAUCCACGACGAGGAGCGCACCGCGUAGCCGCCGCCGCGCCGCACCCGCGCCGUACUCGCGCCACUCCCGCGCCACUCCCGCGCCACUCCCGCGCCACUCGCGCCGCACCGCUGAUAAGCUUCCCGCGAAAGUAUCGCUCCGUUAUUAUUUCACGAUGUACCAUCAAUGCGGUUAAGAUAUUAGUAUUAUAAGUUAAUAAUAUAAACCGAUAUAAUAAUUUUACGUUCUCGUUUCAAAUAUUUACACGGUAUUCCGUAUAAUAUAAUGUAUUAAUUGAAUAAUGAAUAAUCUAUCAAUGCUUUAUAAUAUUCAUUUUAAAUAUCGAACUUGAAUAUUUGAUGACAUAGUAUAUUCUUAAUAAAAUAUCAUGGUAACAAUCUUAUUUCAAAUGUAUUUCAAACUUGUUUAAUUGUUUUGUUUUUAACAUAAACGACCUUAUGAACGUAGUUAAGCUGGAUUAGUUAAACAAUGCUAUCUUCUUCUUUCAAAAGUCAAAUCAAUAAUGAUAGAAAGAGAGAGGUCAGUGUUUAACUAAACAGUCGCUAAGCAACGUUUAUAAGUAAGGUUUAAAUAGUUUCGGGUUACGUUAUGAUUUCCUUUGCAGCGCAUUCCUGUCACAAAACUGAAGCGUGGAAAAGUUUUUAUAGCACAAAUAAAAAGUUAACAAUCAUACAUUUUCUGUUCUUCUAAUUUCAAAUUAUAUAACUGGUACUUGAAUGAGUUGUUAAAAUGCAUACAAAAUUGAUCCAUAAUAAUUUUUAAUGUACCUACUCAUAUGAAAAGUUUUGAUUAAAUAAAUUUUAUAUACAUAUCUAAAUAUACGAUAAAUUAAUUUUGUUAGUAAUCAAAUAAGCAAUUAUAUAAACAUAUGUCACAUUCACAAGAUUCACGAUUUCACACAAAGUUAGGAUUUGUUCACACUGAUAUCGACCACGCGUUAUUUUAGCCUAUGUGUAAAAAGCCUGUAUUUUCACUUCUUGUAAUAAUAAUCUGCCGUAUGCAUUGGUGUUUAGAAAUAAUAUUGCAUUCAUAUUAAGUUGGUCUCAUAAUAGUUACCUUAUAAUAAACUAGUCGUAGAGCGUUAUGGUUUUGUAAAUUUUAAGGCGAUAUAUAUAAUUUUAAACGAUAUUUCUAUUCGAAUUGGUCCAGUCGAAUAGUUACGGAAUAAAUCUAAAGUCAUAAAAAUAGUCAUGUAAAAUAAUGACUCGACAUUUAAAUAGAUUUUACGUUGUCUGUAUGGUGUAAUAUCAAAUAUCAAGGGAAAUAAACAAAAAUAAAUUGACACUUGUCAAAACAGACAUUUAAUUUUUUUAAAUGUUAUCUAUUAUUAAAAUGGACAUUGGCAGAAUAUUUUGCGCUCAAAUAGCGUAGAUACAUGCCAGUAAAGGGAAGAAAAAAAUAAUAUUAGAAUGACUAUUUCUGUCAAAAUUUCAAAAUAUCAGCCACUUAAAUGCACAUAUAUAACAGUUGCAGUAUGAAAUACAUAUUUUAAUAAUCAUAAUUAUGAUGGACGUUAGUCAGUAAAUAUGGAUAGAUAAUAAAUUGAGGCGAUGGGAUAAAUGUAAAUACAGUUGUAAGCUUGGAUGGAAUUCGAUUAAAUUUAGUCUAGCUAAUGGAUUGAUAUUUGGUAAUUUUCGACUGGAAAUAUAAAAACAAAAAACGUUUUUUUGAUUCCAGUCGAAAAUGUUUAACGCGAGCACGGUAUGAAGAAAUUUUGUCACUUAGGGUGAUCGCGAAUUUUGCUACUGAUUGUGUUCAUUUACAAUAUUAUUUAAUUAUAAUUUUUUUUGACAUUUCAUUAUAUUUAUUAAUUGUUUUGACACCAUUCAGUGUUUAUUAGUUAAAUUAAAAAAAUAUAUGCUUUAAAUUUUCAUCAGUAGCUCUAUAAGCGUUCACUCUUUCUCGAUUUCUGAAAUCUGAUUGGUAUUUCACGUUGGAUGUAGAAUAGUUUAUACAAAUAGGACCCUACGUGUAUAGGUAAAGAGUUUAUUUUUGCUUAGGCUUGUAUAAAAAUGUAUUGAAUUGCAAAAGAUAAAUAUUUUUGGUAAAACAUCGCGAUGGAUAUCGUUAUAUUCAUAUAUUUACGACGCGUAGCUUAUCUAAAUUAGUUUUUGACAUUCAAAUGUCAUUAUACAGACGAUGUAAUAUUUAAUGACUGUUCACAGAUCUAUUUAUUUGCCAAUUAGGCUAGUGUUGUCCCGACCCAUUCAUUUUUGGUAUUCGAAUAUAUUUAGCGUUAAUAUAAUAAAAAUAAUCGAUCCAGAAGUCGAGUCACAGACUCGAGUACUAGGUUCGAAUUCCUUAAUAUUUUUCACUUCGCAAAACACGAGCAGUAACAAAAUAAAUUUAAUAAUUAUUCAGUUGAACCCAAAAUAAAAACAUUAAAUAAGAAAAAAUACUUUAUAUGCAAAAACACAAAUUCAAUUCAGUAUUCGAAUACUAUUAAUACAUACUCUAAAUCCUUACUCGAGAUUGUGCAUCCAAAUAGUUUAAUUCGAGAAUUCUAGUACGCGAUUACUUACUCGAAUGUCUCGGCACAACACUAAGUUUGGCUAGAAUCAGAAAGAUAUUUUAUAACGCAAGCCUCAUAUUACAAGGGUGUCUGAAAUCGUUGAGCUUUCAAUAACUAUAUAUUUGUAUUAAAAUUUUUAAAUUAUUCGCGAUAUGUAGAUACAAGCUAAAAUGUUCUAAACACCAUUUUGUGAAUAUUUAAAACAAAAUGGCGAUCUUAAAUAACAGCCGUUGCUAGUUAAACAACUUACAUAGUUUUUUCUAAAAUCAAGCGAAUAAUUAUUUCUGUAUAUAAAGCAAUGUGGGACCCACAAAAGCCGAAACCGAAUAAAUUUGAAAGCACUGAAUCUGAAAAAGUAUAAUAAUAUCCUCUGUGUCUAUAUCACUAAAAUAGUUCUAAAUGUAUGUAGAGAGGCACGUCAAUGACCUUUUGUCGCCAUCUUGAAUGUGUUCCGUCGAAUUAUUUAAUUCAGCCAUUUUAUAAAGUAUAACUAGCUGUUCUAUUUGUUCGCUAAAAGGUCAUUUUCGGGGCUCGUAAUAGACUAAGGCGUUCGUUAGAUAUCACAAAUUAGCUUCAAAAUAUACAUAUUUCAAAAUACCUAUUAUUAUAGUGAUCAAUGUUGCUUGUCGUAUAAAUACGUCAUAUUAUAAAUGAUUACACGGAGCUGUUCUUAUUAUACGUAAAUAUAGUUUUAUUCACAUGUUAACAGUAAGUAAUUUAAUGCCAUUGUUUUUACAAAAUGAUAUCCCUAUAUAACUGGUCGUCAACGCGAGCUGGCCUAACAUUUUCAUAAUAACAAAACAAUCUAUUAUUAAUCACAAAGUUUGUAGUAAUAACAUGGAUUAAUAAGAUAUUUCUAAAUAACUAAUAACCGUUAUACAAAGUUAAAUAAUGUAUAAGUUUUAUGAAUCGGCGUUUGAACACUUCGCUUCAGCCGCUCGUGUCGACGCCCUUAAGCAAUAGGUGGAUUACAAGCUUGACUGCCCCUUAUCGGACGAAGUAUAUGUCAAUAUUUUCUAUAAAAUAUAAAACAUUUAUAAAGUAGUUUAUAGAUAGCUUUACAAUUCAAGUUUCUAGCUCACCGAUGGAUUGGUAAUGAUGGGAGUUAAAAUUCGAACCGUCAUCGCUUUGACAGCUUAAAAGCCUUAAAGAUUGUGGCUUUUAAUAAAUAAUUUUGUGAAAUUAAUAAAAAAAUAAUUAUAAACA